AGCCGAGUGCGGAAGUGUGAAUCGGCUCUCUGUGCAAGCUCUGGGGCUUCAGAUAUAUAUAUCCCAUCAACAACUUCAAACAACCUGGGAGAGAAAGAGAGAGCGAGAGACACUCUGAAGAAGGAGGACAUUAUAUAAAACAACAAAGAAGAGGAGAGAGAGAGAGCUGCAGAAAGAAAGAAAAGAUAAGAGAUGGCUAGUCGACUACCGGCGUGUGUUGUCGACUGCGGCACAGGUUACACCAAACUGGGGUAUGCAGGGAACACAGAGCCACAGUUCAUCGUUCCAUCAUGUAUCGCCAUCAAAGAGUCAGCCAAGGUUGGAGACCAGGCGCAGCGGAGGAUGAUGAAGGGGGUGGAUGACUUGGAUUUCUACAUCGGGGAUGAAGCAGUAGACAAACCUUCAUAUUCCACAAAGUGGCCAAUCCGUCAUGGGAUCGUGGAGGACUGGGAUCUCAUGGAGCGCUUCAUGGAGCAGAUCAUCUUCAAGUACCUGAGGGCCGAGCCUGAGGAUCACUACUUCCUCCUGACGGAGCCGCCUCUGAACACACCAGAAAACCGAGAGUACACAGCCGAGAUCAUGUUCGAGUCCUUCAACGUACCGGGGCUGUACAUCGCUGUGCAGGCUGUGCUCGCUCUAGCCGCCUCCUGACGUCCAGACAGGUGGGCGAGAGGACGCUGACAGGCACCGUCAUCGACAGUGGAGAUGGUGUCACCCACGUCAUCCCUGUGG
This is a messenger RNA of Scomber japonicus (chub mackerel), 732 nucleotides long. Its product is annotated as actin-related protein 3-A-like. Bases 193 to 651 code for a protein of 152 amino acids. Gene Ontology annotation, cellular component: actin cortical patch; Arp2/3 protein complex. Gene Ontology annotation, molecular function: actin filament binding. Gene Ontology annotation, biological process: Arp2/3 complex-mediated actin nucleation. NCBI's taxonomy places the organism in Eukaryota, Metazoa, Chordata, Actinopteri, Scombriformes, Scombridae. The record is from RefSeq and is a predicted model, not a curated record. The transcript is spliced from 6 exons.